AUUCAAGAUAUAUCCAGAGCCUUCUUUGAGACCAUGAGGGUUACCUGCAACCGGACCAAAUUACAUCCUUAGCCCAGGAUCACAGCAACUGGAGGAAACUUGUGGUCGCCUGCUCCGCAGCCGAAUGAAUGAUGAUGAACCCACACAGGAGAUCUGUCAAGUGGUGCAACCGUUCAACCUAUAUAUCUUCACCACACUUGUUAUAACCCUUCUUCACUUCUUGUUGUUUACAUACACACUUUCCGGUGGUAGAAAUCAUGUCAAAUCGAUUUAAUUUUAUUUCCUUUAGGAGGUUACGGUUUUAGUUGCACCUUUGAGGAAGGUCUGUGUGGCUGGUAUCAUUCAACGGAAGGUAACACUGAUUGGAAGCGCCAUCAAGGACCCACACCUACGUCUUACACCGGUCCUGCAUUUGACAGAACUAUAGGGGACCCCAGCGGUGUUUACUACUACUUAGAGGUCGACGGUUAUUCUAACAGUCACAAAGCCGUGCUUUUGAGCCCUGUCAUAGACCACGAGCAGUCAACACAACACCGUACAUGGUGCUUCAGUUUUUGGUACAACAUGUACGGGAGCUACAUUGGAACUCUGUAUGUCUACAAGGUGCCCGUCAGUGGGUCACUGCGUGAAGGUGAGGUUAUCUUCACGAGAAGCGGUCAGCAAACUGAUGAGAGAACGUGGCUUGAAGCUGAGCUGUAUAUUUCGAAUGUGACCUCCGACUUCCGCAUUGCAAUUGUUGCGAGACAUCAGUCGAGACAUUACGGUAGUUACAGUAGGGGGGAUAUCGCAAUCGAUGACGUACAAGCUAAAGCACCAUGUGCGGACUGCAACUUUGAGAGCAAUACCUGUGGAUGGAGCCAGUCUACCGAAGACGACACUGACUGGAUGUGUCAACAGGAGGGACCAACAGAAUCAGACGGGACUGGCCCAGAAUUCGACAGGACUAUAGGUGGUCGAACAGGCCAUUACUGCUACCUCGAAGCAAGUAGUCCACGCAGUGCCGGGGACAAUGCCGUACUUCUAAGCGGCACAUUCGAGUACAAUCCAGACUACCCUGGCCUAACGUGGUUUAUCAACUUCUGGUACAACAUGCACGGAAACACGAUAGGAACUCUAAACGUCUACCAGAUUCCUGUGAACGGAACGCUGGGUGAAGCAAACCGUAUUUUCUCAAGAGCUGGCGAGCAGACCAACGGAACAACGUGGCUUCCCGCUGAGAUAAAUAUAACAGACAUAACUUGGAGUUUCAGCUUAGCGAUCGAGGCCGUACGGGGGAGCGACUAUCAGGGAGACAUUGCAAUCGAUGACAUCACCACAAACAGUCAGGUGCUUCCGACGAGCAUGAAUUUGUCGGACUCCAACGCACACUACUCUACCGGUGACACGUCCUACCUCGUGAACGGAACAAACCAUCGCUUCAAAUGCUUGGUACCAGACAUUAACCCGGGGGCAUCAUUCAUUUGGACGUUGGCCGGUCAGGUGAUACCACAGGACACAACUACCCACACCGGGAAGCCUAACUUUUUAACUACAAGUACCAGCUACGCUACAUUGUCAGUGGACUGGUCCAUGCAUGGGGAAUCACUGAAGUGUCACGCGUCAAGCCACGAUGGCCAUUCUGGCGUGGAGGUUACAAUAUACCUCGAUGUUCAAGUUCCUCCAGUUGCAUCUUCCUUGUCGCUUUAUGAUUCUACGGGGACCAUUCUCGGACCCACUGCAGAUGUCAUCCAUGGUAUUCCACACACUUUUUCCUGUGAGGCACUUGGAACCAGACCGGCACCAAUCAUAGAGUGGUACCUUGACGACACCUUGCAGCACACUUCCUACCCAACCGAUGAAGCAGAUGCCGGAUUGGUCAAUACCACAGCAACUUGGACAUUUGCUCCUAACUGGGCCAAUCACGUUGAGGUUGUGAAGUGUGUUGCAAGAACUGCAGCUUCACGUGACCCAUACCCAUCAAUUUCGGUUACGCUUGCUGUUUUUGCCUACCCUGCGACCAUCACCUUAUCAGAUUCAACUGGGAACUUUCAAUCUACCGGUGGCACGGCAUAUAUCGUGGAGGGGCUGGAACACCAGUUUACCUGUGUCGUGCCGAACAUCGACCCAGGCGCUUCCUUCGCGUGGACGAUCGGUGACCAACACAUCACAGCCAACACGAACAAUCAUGACACUGGUACCCACGGACUGACCACCAGUACGAGUGUUGCUCAUGUGGUACCUACGGGAGCCUAUAACGGACUGGUGUUGAAAUGCAAGGCAUCGAAUGAGGAUGGACAUCCGGGUAUUUCCAUCAGUAUCACGCUUGAUGUUAGAGUACCACCAAAGGUAUCGGCCAUGUCGCUGCAUGACUCCAGUGGACCCAUCUUAGGAGAGACAGCCGAGGUAUACCAAGGCAUAGCAACUACAUUCAUCUGUGAGAUGCUGAUUAGACAAACGGCGGUGACAAUUAAGUGGUACCUAGACAACAUGCUGCAACGCACCGUCGUGCAACCACUUGCUGCAGGCGAUGGGUUCGUUAACACCACAGGCAACUGGUCCUUCACGCCGAGUAGAGACAAUCAGGGUCAGGAGGUGAGGUGUGAGGCAAGCACAGCAGAGUCACUGCAGCCGUAUCCGUCGGUCAUGGUUACACUGCACGUCAACGUUCCCCCGACAAGCAUCGUGUUAUCCGAUUUUAUCGGAAUCUACCCAUCCAGUGGAGGUGUGGCGUAUCUGGUAGAGGGAGCUGAUCGCGAGUUCACCUGCAUGGUGCCAGAAAUAGACCCGCAGGCCUCAUUCAAUUGGACAGUGGGAAGUCAGGAUAUUACUCUAGAUUACAUCACCAAUGUGACCGACGUGGAUGGGUUGAUGAAAAGCACGAGCGUUGCUACAGUGUCGGUGACUGGAUCUAACCAUGGCGAGGUACUGAUGUGUCUAGCGUGGAAUACAGACUUCUUACCCAGCAUCAAUAUCAGUGUGUUGCUGGAUGUCAAAGCCCCACCGAAGGCUUCCUUGAUGGCGAUGUAUGACUCAAGUGGAAAGAAACUGCAUGCUAUCGCCUCAGUUAAACCUGCUCCAGUUACAUUCACCUGUGAGGUACAGGGUACAAGACCAGGUGCAACUAUCGAGUGGUUUCUCGACGAUCAGUCGCAGCGCAAUGUUAGUGCGCCCUCUGGAGGAGGUGAUGGAAUAGUCAACACCAACGACACGUGGUCAUUCACUCCAAACAUAGCCAAUCUAGGUCAGGAGGUGAAGUGUGUGGCGAGCACGGCAGAGUCACAGCAACCAUUUCCAUUUGUAGCCGUGACGCUGGAUGUCUUUGCUCUUCCAGAAACCAUAUAUCUAUCUGACUCGACAACGAACUACACGUCUACUGGUGACACCUCGUACGUAGUGGCGGGUGUCGGUCACCAGUUUACUUGCGAGGUACCAGCCAUCAACCCAGGUGCUUCAUUUGUAUGGACGCUGGGCGGGCAGCACUUCACACCAGAUCGUAACAUCCACGACGAGGAUGACGAUGGACUGAUUACCAGUACCAGUAUAGCGACUGUGGUCGCCGUGGGAAGUAACCACGGUCAAACAUUGCAGUGCAGUGCUUCGAACGAGGAUGGCGCACCAGGCAUUACCACUAGUGUAACACUUCAUGUCAAAGUCCCUCCUGUACCAUCUGGCAUGUCACUGUACGAUUUCAGCGGGAACCAGCUCCAGUCCACAGUCAGGGUCGCGGAAGGAACACCAAACAACUUCACUUGUGUGGUGCGAGGAACCAGACCAGCAGCAGAUAUCUCCUGGUUCAUAGGGGAUGAUGUGCAAGUCUCAGUCGGUCCACCAGUUACAGGGAGUGACAAUUUGGUCAACACCUCGGCUACUUUUACCUUCAUCCCUAGUCGAGCAGACAAUGGUUUGGAGUUAAAGUGCGUGGCAAGCACGCCUGAUUCACAGCAACCUUUCCCGUCGGCAAGUGUCUCGCUGGAUGUCAGUGCGCCUCCCACCAACCUUUUCAUAGUGGACUCAGCUGGUACCUAUUCUUCAUCUGGUGGUACAGCAUACCUGGUGGAAGGAGAACAUCAUCGGUUUACAUGCGAAGCACGUGACAUAGAUGUAGAUGCAUCUUUCACGUGGUUGCUAGGCGGCGGGGAAAUCAUGCCUGAUAACAGCACUGACAUCGAGAGCACAGAGGGAUGGACCAACCGCACCAGUAGUGUUACGGUGAAAGCUACAGCGAGCCAGCAUGGCAAGAUGUUACUGUGCAGCGUUUCAAAUGAGGAUGGCGGUGUUGAAAUUAGUACCGGCGUCAUGCUGUAUGUGAAAGUGCCACCGAAAGCUUCCUCAAUGUUGUUAUAUGACACCGAUGGUGCCAGACUCGUUGGUGUUGUUGAUGUAGACCAAGGUGUGCCGACGGCCUUUCGAUGUGAAACUCAGGGUACCAGACCAGCACCAAUGAUUGAGUGGUUCCUCAAUGAUGUCUCGCAAAGGAUCAAAAGCCCGCCCUCUGGAGGUGGCGAAGGAUUGGUCAACGCGACCGACACGUGGACGUUCACUCCCAACAGAACCAAUCACAGACAGGAGGUGAAGUGUGUGGCCAGCACGGCAGAGUCGCAGCAAACUUUGCCGUUUGUUGCAAUCACACUAAAUGUUAAUGGUCCACCAGACACACCUAGGAUCAUCGGCAGCUUUUCAAUGAUUGAGGAUACCCCGGUCUACCUGGAAUGCCAAGCGUCAAUGGGCUUCCCAUCCGACUGGUCGCUGCAUUGGUUCAACGGAGAUUACUCUUUGCCUAGUUACACAAGUUAUUCAAUGCUGCAGGACAAUCGCUACACGCUCACAACAUCCUUACUGUUCACACCAACAAGAGAUAAUAACAGAGACACCAUUCGGUGCGUAGCGCAAAGAGAUGAGUGGCCCACCAGUCCAGAAAGCUCCGUUGGCCCCUUAGAUGUCCAAUUUUGUACUAGGAUGGUCAGCAUGACCGGCUGCCCGCGCAGAGUAGUAUCAGGCGGUGCUGUCUCACUCAGCUGUGUCACUGAGAGUACAAACCCAGCUACAAAUCUGACUUGGACGAGAGACGAUGCCGAGCUGACCAAUCGUCCUCAUCUAGUGAUAGCUGAUGGCGACUACAGUGGUCAAGUCACGACACUGGAAUUUGCGACAGAUGCACUCACUAGGACAGACAAUGGAGCUGUUUACAUGUGUUGUGCGACCCGUGAAAGAUGCAGUGAUGUCUGCGAAAGUUGUGCUCUAAAUGUUCAAUACCAUCCGUAUUUUUCUGAGCCAACUGCCAGUCCACCUGGCGCUGUUGAGGAGGGUGCGAACGUCAGCUUGUCGUGCAGCGCAGACGCAAACCCGGAGCCCCCUGACUUCAUCGCUUGGGAAAAAGUCAGAUCUGCUGACUCCCUUUCCUCUGUCUACAGCGAUGGGUCAAGCACUCUGACAUUACGCAGCGUUAGCAGGGAGCAGGCAGGGCCGUAUCGGUGCCUCGGGAACAACGGCAUACCGCCAGUAGUGUAUUCCAACCAGAUCAAUGUUGCAGUACACUAUGGAGUAAACAUCACAAACAAGGGAACUGACAACCUCGUCGAAUCCAGCGUUGGAGAAAAUGCCCUCAUGGUUUGUGUAGUCAAAGGAAACCCCCUCCCUUUAAUAACAUGGACAGGUCCAUCGGGAGCUGUAAUAAACAAUCAGACAGAUCCUGGCCGGAUCUUUCAGGUCAAUACACUCACUGGCGGGGAUGAUGUGUACGGUAAAACGGUUAGGAGCAUCUUGCACAUAACCAGAGUGACUGGUGAGGGAGACUACGGCUAUUACUCUUGUAACAGCGGGAAUAGCAUCGGCAUGGUGGACACUUUGAGAAUUCAACUGAUUAAAAGAGGUAUCGCUACAACGUUGUCAACUGUGGUCGACGUAACCACAACUACUGCGCCCCAAGUUGACGUUGAAACAACUAAACCAUCAGUUGGAGUCAGUUCGACAAACUUACCAACUACAGUAGCUCCUACUACGGCUUCACCUGUUGUAACAACUGCCAUGGUGCCAGUCACUUCAACUGCUGCAGCACCAUCUCAGCCAUCGCCGCCACAACAAGUGUCGAGCGAUCAGAACCGAACGUCACAUGACUCCAUUACAGUCACAUGGAUCCCUGGGAACGAUGGAGGAAGCCCUCAAUGGUUCUACGUCAAUUAUCGCGAUUUUCUUUCUAUGACCGACUUCGACCCCAGCACACGGAGCGACAAACUCCACGACGUCACCGAGUACACCCUUGUCGGUUUGCGUCCCUUCACUGUCUACGAGAUCGAGGUUUAUGCAGAGAACGCCAUUGGCGCGAGUCAAACUGUCACUCGCUUCACUGCAACACUUCGUGUCGCUACAACACUGGCAACCGUGGUCGACAUAACUACGACCCUUCCUGGUCUUAUCGACUCAACAACUGCACCCCCAGUUGACGUUAAAACAACUACACCAUCAGUUGGAGUCGGUUCAACAGCAACCUUACCAACUACAGCAGCUCCUACUACGGCUUCACCUGUUGAAGUUGUUACAAGUAACACGAUGCCAGUUAGUUCAACAGCUGCACCACCAUCUCAGCCAUCGCCGCCUCAACAAGUGUCGAGCGAUCAGAACCGAACGUCACAUGACUCCAUUACAGUCACAUGGAUCCCUGGGAACGAUGGAGGGAGCCCUCAAUGGUUCUACGUCAAUUAUCGCGAUUUUCUUUCUAUGACCGACUUCGACCCCAGCACACGGAGCAACAGACUCCAUGGCGUCACCGAGUACACCCUUGUCGGUUUGCGUCCCUUCACUGUCUACGAGAUCGAGGUUUAUGCAGAGAACGCCAUUGGCGCCAGUGAACCUGUCACAUUCUCUACUGCAACUCUUCAAAAACCGACAGGGAGCACACCGUGUGCGUCAUGUGCGGUAGAGACCACUACCGCGACGGGCGAAAAGGUGCAGCCUACUGCAGCAUCACCUGGAGACAAAACAACAGCCGUUAAAACUGGCGGAAAUGUACCAUCCACUUCGGUACCAGUUGGGGAUAAAACAACUGCUGUUAAAGUUGGCGAGACUUCCGCAUCGCCAGGGCGUGGUGAGGGUGUAGGUCAACCGCAAGGCAUCUCGGCACUCAUCGCCAUUAUCGUGAUUCUGGCGAUAAUUGCACUGAUUAGCAUCGUUGUGGCAGUUGUACUCUACCGAAAACGUAGGGCGGCAAACCAUGAACUAGAACUUCCAAACAAAGCCAAGAAAAAGAAAGGGAGAGGCAAACGAGACGAGGAAAAUAACAGUGUUGUCACCGAGACGGUGGAAUUUAGCGACCUGGAGCCAGAUGAAAACGUUACUUCCUUCGCCUGAGAAGCUGGUGUUGACAUGUGGAAACUCUCAUCGUGAAAGAGUAGGUGCUUUUCAGCCGGAUUUUGCUGUAAGGAUCGUAGUCAAGGAGAAACAAAAUGGCGUCAUUGAAAGGGGCGUCCCUAAACAAAUAAUGUAAUCAACUUAUGAUAUAAUUACUAAUGAUAUGUUAAUGGUAGUGACAGAGAGUUAUUUCUUAUUGGUUGUAUUGUUCUUUCUGAUUCUGUUUAUGUUUAUGCGGUUUUGGGGUUUUUUUUUUUUCAUUUUUGAAUAUGGGAAGCAUUGCACCAUGGACCCUUCUCACACUACUGGAUGAGUCAAAAGUAACUGGGCCGAAUUUAAUGAUUUGUCCUUUUUUAAUAUUCCAAUCAAUUUUGAAACACCCAUGAGUAAAUUUUAAAAGAGCAUGCUCUUCCACUCAUCUAAAAAAAAAAGAUCUAUGCUAUCGAAGUUAUGGAUUUUUUUUAAAAAGAACCCAAUUUAUAGCCAUCCAUGGAAUGCCAUUAGAAGAUAUUGAGUUGAGUGAGAAUUACAGAUUUCACGCAACCAUUCAAAUACCGAUGAGAUUUGAAUCGUUUGAAUUAAGACUGAAACAUUUUUUUCAGUCAAAUUGUGUGUUUUGAAUACGCAGAACUUAAUCAUCUUAGUGUCUGAAAUAUCAAUGGCGAUUUUGGUAUGUUUUCCUUUGCAAAUUUUCCUCUAUUCAUCGAGGUGGGAAAACGUCCAUGCUUCAUUGUAUGUAAUGGGUAUUCAUCAGUUCGUAGAACGGUAAGUCAUCACUGUGGUGGACGGGUAAAUUUUGUGAUCUUUAUUUCAAAAUAGAUGUAACUUUGGAAUAGAGUACGCAAAUGACGUGAAAAGUUCACAGUUGCUAGUCAAUAACAUGCAUUUUGUGACUUUUGUUUUAAUGAAAUGGUGCGAGUCACUUUUUUUUUCUUAUUCGGUCAAUUUCUUUUUGACUCGCCCUGUAUAGUGACAUUUUGGUUGUAAAUGCAAAUGUAUAUACGAUUUAUUAUCCCAGAUGAAUAGUGCUGAGAAAGCUAUUAUGUAUAAUGGGUUUAUUUUAACAAUCAAUUAUGAUGGGUUGGGCCUAAAUCCUUCGAUAUUUGUAUCGUUUGUAGUGGUUCUAUUUGAUUUUAACACGAAAAUAGUUAUUAAAACGCAUGGAAUGUAUGUGAAUGUUAUUAAUAUUUUUAUACUCAUAGGCCCUAAAUGCUUUCUAUCUUUAAAAACAAAUCAUUAUAUCCUAUUAGACAUGUGCUACACAAAUUUAUCUACGCAACAUAUUGUAACAUGUCUUUCGGAAAAAAAAUGAAUUUUUAAUACACAUAAUAUUAGGUGUUGCCUUUCCCAGACGUUAUUUUAUGAGCACUGCUCACGUGAGAACUCGGUUUGGACGUAGGCAUAAAUAUGCUCCGAGUACCCGUGGGUUGGCCGGUCAUGGGUUCGAUUCCAAUCUGGCUAAACUUGGGAAUUUAUUUUCUCGCAAGCUCUCAUAUAGCACUUGCGGUGUACAUGUUUCCUACGUAUAUAAAGAUUGCUAUAGCUUGUAAAAUGCUGACUGAUGGUGUUGAAGUACUAUUAUGUAGGCCUAGUUAGUUUGUUUGCUUGCUGGGUUUUUUGGUUUGAUUGUUGUGAUUUUUUUUGGGGGGGGGCAGAUGUAACGCCAUUUGUUUUCUUUUAAGUAAGUAGUCUUCCGCUUCUGCAAGUAAUUGUAUUACAAUGCACGCUAAAAUGUACCGGGCAGAUUUGAUCUGAUUUUUAACUUGACAGACACUUUGCCGGAUCAAAAUGAAACAUUUCGUGGUCAAAAUAAUACUACUCUAGUCAACCCGGAAAGAAAAUGUCAUUUUGACCCACAAAAGUGUCAUUUUGACCCGGAAAAGUGUCAUUUUGACCUGGAAAAGCUUCAGGUCAAAUAUGACCCGGAUUCCUUAUACAGUUUGACCCGGGACAUUUUAGAGCGUAAUUAUUGUCACAGUUGAUUUCCACUGAUAUAAUACAAGAUGACUGUACACGAAAAUGUGAAUAUGAUUUGUAUUGCUUCCUUUUUGGGGAGAGGUAUAUAGCCUAUGGGUUCCUUUUUUAUUAUUAUUACCAACAACAGUUUAUAAACUGUCAUUGGAGAGAGAUAAAUCAGCAAAAAUGAUUUGGAUUGGUUUUAUGAUUACAUUCUUUUAUCGAGCUAAGCUCCUGAACGAAUACUUCGACCCCUUUUACUUCGAAUAACGUAAGCAACAUAUACUGCUAUGUAUUAGUUUUGUUUUUAUUUAAUAUUUGUAUUUUGUUUAUUUUAAUUAGUGGCUUAUGAUAU
This is a messenger RNA of Patiria miniata (bat star), 9634 nucleotides long. RefSeq names its product hemicentin-1-like. The record is from RefSeq and is a predicted model, not a curated record. Lineage: Eukaryota; Metazoa; Echinodermata; Asteroidea; Valvatida; Asterinidae. Gene Ontology annotation, cellular component: membrane; cell-cell junction. Gene Ontology annotation, biological process: cell-cell adhesion. Gene Ontology annotation, molecular function: cell adhesion molecule binding. The coding region runs from base 565 to 7323 and encodes 2252 amino acids. The transcript is spliced from 29 exons.